Messenger RNA from Nipponia nippon (crested ibis), 2172 nucleotides. The record is from RefSeq and is a predicted model, not a curated record. Lineage: Eukaryota; Metazoa; Chordata; Aves; Pelecaniformes; Threskiornithidae.
AUGGGCGAGAAAGAGAAAAUCGUCGCUGCGAUCACCGACUCUCCGAAGCCGCCGCCGGAGCGGAUAACGCUGACGCUGCCCGUGCUGAACGCCGCGCGGAUGGUGGCGUUCGUGGCGACGGGGGAGGGCAAAGCUGCCGUUCUCAAGCGCAUUUUGGAAGGCGACGAGGAAAACCCCCUCCCCGCCGCUCGCGUCCGGCCUCGCUCCGGGCAGCUGCGCUGGUUCCUGGACGCGGCGGCGGCCAAGGAGCUGACCAUCCCCGUCGACAACCAUUCCGUCCCCGUCGGCGGCUCCUUCCUACCUGUUUUUUUGCAUGUCCGCGUGCGCAGCGGUAAAGUUUUGGCUUUCGGUCCUGUCCUGUCGACGUCCGCUGCUUUCGGAGCAGCGAAGAAGGCGCUGAGAUCGCGCGGCGUCCAACGAUAUCUGUUGGCGCCGCAGGAAAGGAACGGCGUUCCUGCGCUGACGGGCGAAGAAGCCGAGUCGCAAGAGGCAGAUGACUUUUACGCGCGGCGCUUCCCCGUCCCUCGCGACGGCGUCUGCCGGAGCCGCAGAGCCAACGGCAGCCGGAGCGCGGGCGAUUCCACCUUCAUCGGCGACGUACGCGGGGUUCUGGCUCGUUCCCGCUGUCCGCAGUCGGCGCUAGCGCGGCCUUCCCGGGGGCGCGCAGGAGAGAAAAAACGCGAACUCAAACCAGCGAGCAGCCUCCUGCGGGAGGAGGGCACCCCCCCCGAAACGGGCUCCGGUCCGGCUCUGCCCGCAGGUCGCGCCGACGCCGCCGUGAAGAACUUCGUGCCCUAUUACCGGAGGCAGCUGGCGACCGCCCUUCUGAGACGGGUCUCGGGGGAGCUGGACCCCCAGAGCAAACCGGCCCUGCAGCUCCUGCCGAGCCAGCUCCGGGGGCCGCCCGACGCCGCUCUGCACGAGGGGUCGCUCUCCCAGUACGACGGCGAUUCCCACAGCUGGCAGGAGAGUUACUUCGUUCUGCUCGGAGAUUUCACCCUGCAGUGGUUCGAAAGCGAAGAGGCCCUGAGGAAAGGCUGCGAGCCCAGAGGCUCGACCGCUCUCUCUGGCUACCUGCUGCUGUCUUCGCCGAGCGAAUACGCCGAGUCGCUCGCCCGUCUGUGCCAAGGGCUCGCGGGUGGCAGCCCCUUCGCCGACGCGCCGGGAGAGUUUCUCUUUUUCCUCUACCAUCCCUUCCGGAGGCAAUUCUGCUUCUGCGCGGGCUCGGCGGGAUCGCGGCGGAUCUGGAGGGCCGCUCUUCGGGACGGCAUUCGCUACCGCAGCACGGAAUUACAGAGGAGGGAUUCUCUGGAAGCGGAGGCCUUCCUCGAGGCUGUGCGGUUUUACAGGCAAGAGAGAGGCCGCUACGGGGCAGGGGAUCUUCUCCUGGGGCCGGAACCCGAGAUCCUCGGAAACGUGCUAAUGGAGGAUCUGCUGCCGGUGCUGCGCUCUCAGGUGCUCCCGAGCAUCAGAGGGUCAGAAAGGAGGCGGCAGCAGCUGUGGCUCCAGGUGAAUUCCCUGAAAGUCGCGGUCGUGCCGGCACACGCGGUGGCGACCGGCGUGCUCAGGGGGAGAGCGGAGCGUCGGUUUCUCCAGGAGGUUUACACCCUGAUCCUCAGCGAAAUCUCCGGUGAAUUCGAAGCUUUUCAGAAGGAGAAGGAAAAACUACAGAUUGAGCUGGAGAAGAAAAUUCGCCCCGACCUGGAUCAGAUGCUGACUCUGAAGGAUCAGAUAGCCAGCAAACUCCAAGCUGUGGUGCGGGGCCCGGCGGAGUCGUGCUGCGGCCGGGACGUGGAGCCUCACCUGGGCUGCGUGAUGGAGGAACUGAUGCGUCCCGUCAGCGCGGGCGUCGAGGCGGUUCGCUCGCUCUUCGCCCAGAGAGUCGAUGAGAUGAUCGGGCGCGUCCGGAGCUCUCCCAUCGUCACCCUGCAGAAAGAGGUAACGGCGGGAACGGGACGGCAAAGGCGGCCGCGCUCCUCCAGCCCCACCGUUGUGGGCGCGGGACCGAUUCCCGAGGUGCCGUCGUCGUUGCGCUGCCGCAGCUCCUUUGAAUCGGUGCCGAAUCCCGGCAGGAAGGUUCUCGCGGGGUUGAGCUUUAUUAAGCGCCGACUCUCGGCUGCUGGGGGGAUGUCGGAGGGCGCUUUUUGCUCGCGCUCGUUCCCGGACUCCUGA